UGGUUUGCACUCUGAAGGAGUUCAACGAGUACAGGAACUACCUGACCAGGCUCAAGCUGCAGUUAGAGAAGAUCUUGAGGCAGCAAGAGGAAGGGCUUCUGCCACUUCAGGAGAAAUUAAAGGAUGGUCCCAAACUGCCAGGACCCACUGACACUUCCCGCCGGCGGAAACGGCGGCUGCAGCCUCAGAAACCCUCUUGCCCAUGUCCACAGAAGAGCAAAGAGACCCCUCUGAAAUCAGGGAGAUUAAGAAGAGUGAAAAUAGCUUCAGACAAGGGCCAAACCUGCUCCAGAGCUGAGCUGGGCACUGCUGCUGACUCCCAGAGGAAGCCGCACAAGGCUGCUCGCUGCCUCUUUAAAGCUGUCCUUAGGCAGCUGACCACAGCAGAAGCCCAGAAGCUCCAAGAACUGGUUGAGACCAUUGUGUACAAAGUGUUUGCAAGACUGAAGGUUCCUCGGAACCAGCGUGUCAACUUCUUAAGGAAUGCUGCCCAGGGGAUCAGAGAAAGCAUUUUCAGCAGCUGCAAGAGAAGAGAGCCUGCAGAGAUGCCUCUAGACCGCCAUCAGAAAAUAGGAAUGGUGGCCAAAGAGCUUUUAGCAAUGGUGUUGGAGGGCUUGGGGUACUGUCUGGAGCCCAAAGCUUCUAAAUCAAGGAGGGCAGCGAGGUGGAAUGAGCAGCCUGUUGAUGGAAGAGCCACCCUAGUGGACAAAUCUGAGGAAGAUGAAGCAGCCUCCUCAGACAGAGCACAUUUACAUGCUUGCCUUGACAAUCUCACCAUUCAAGUUGUUAAGAAUGUUUGCUGCCUCUUGAAAUCCAUGGUAGCUUCUCAGUUUGAAGGAGCCUCCAGCUGCAAGUACACCAAAAUCCCGGAGUUUCCCAGAGGUAGGGUCUAUAGCAGGCAGAUGCAGCCAGGAAUCUCUGGAGCAUCUAAAAGACGGAGCCAGAAAGCAAGAACAGGAGUAAAGCUGCCUGCCCUAGGACCACAGCUCCGAGAAGGGACUGGCUAUGCCAAAAUCAUGAAACCCAAGUAUCCUGCAAUGGUGAAGGAGAGCUUGGUGAGAGAAAGGAACCCAGCAACCUCAGGCAACACUUUGGACAUAAGGACCAUGGCAAAUCGGAUCAUUCACUCUGUGUUAGUAUGGGUUGUUCAGUGUAGGCAUGCACCAAGCCCCGGACAGAAUUUGCAAUGACCUGUCCCAAGCCCAUCCCAAGGAUGAGAGGAGAGCUGUGCUGCUGAGGACACUCUCCCCUCCGUGGACCCGCAGUUUUCCCGACAGCCCUUCCCUCUGGAGGGUCCCCAGCCCCCUGCCCAGACCGGAGCACGGCGCAGAUCAGUGAACCCACAGCUCGUCUGAGGCGGGCGAGGUGUGUGGCAGGAGAGCUGAAGGGCCUCUGAAUGGCAAACCUGACACCCCUGUUCCGUCAAUAAAGAGUUACUCCUAAGGCCUUGCUUGUGCUUCCUCCAAACCAGGCCAAACUGCAUCCGUGUAUUUUCCCUGUCCUCCCAUAUCUUCCCCCUAUAUCUCCUCCCACAAACUACCCAGAGCCCCCAGGAUCACCUACCCUGACUCCCCCAAAUUUCCCUGCCCCCCCGCCAGGUCCUGUAGCCACCCCAAAUCCCUCUAGGAUUCACCCAGGACCCCCGAGCCCCCUCCCCACCUCCAAACACAUAGAGCCACUUAUCCACCAGGGCAGCAAGGCUUGGGGGUCUCUGGGGAGGUUGUGGUGCUCUGGAGGAGGUGACACAGGAGUUUGGGGGGUUCUAAUUCGCUUUAAGUUCACUCUGAGUGGAGAAGUUAAUAUUCAAAACCCUAUUAAGUCUUUGUUCUUCUUUCCUGAGAAGAAGUCCAUGUCCAUUAGCAAAGUUUUCUAAAAUUAAUUAAUUCAGCCAAUUGCAAUGAUCAUGGACCGUGUGUCUUACAGAGGGCACAGACUAAGGGGAGACAUGGACAGGCACAUCAGGAAGUCCCAAGUACCAUCUGUAGAAACCAAGUUCACACUUCAGAAUUUUUAGAAGUUUAAUAAGGGUUAAAAAAGGACAAAUAUCUAGGGCUGGGGUGUUUUUGGCAAUUGGCCAAACAAAACACCUUAACUUAAAAUCGUGUUCUCUAUAUACUGUUACAUUUCUGGGGAUACAUGUAUAUUCAUGGGUUUAUACAUUAUUCAAACAUUAUUUUGAGUUUUUGAUGUUCCAGGAACUCGUUUGGUUUCAACUUCUGACUUGUCUGCAUGACAUUCUGUAGAUUAGGUCAAUAUAUUUUAUUUCUUCUUGUGGCUCCAUCCUGUUGUUUCACACUCCUUGAUAACGAGGAACUAAUAAAUUCUCCUCUGAUGCUCUGGUUUCUGUCACUGUUAUCACUUGGAGAGACCAGUCCACAGAUGUGAGAAACAACAUAAUUGUUUUACACCAUUCUCUGAGUUAGUUAUAUAAAAGAAUUUUAAUGUUACACAGUCUCUACUUUAACCUUUUGCUCAAGUCUACUAUAUAUUUAUCACACUACUAUUUAUAUAAACUAUAUAGUGCAUACAUAAACUGACUAAUUACACUAAAAGCAGUGAAAAGUAUAAAUUGUACCAUAUCAAAACUGUUUUUUGUAUAUAGUUCAAAAUAUGGUGAUUAACAACAUGCAAAAGCUAAUACACGGAAGCGAAAACCAUUAUUAUAUUGUCAUAUAUAACAGCAUCCAAGUACCUUAGCCAAGGGGGAAAGGGAAUUAGGAGAAAAGGAGGCUACUUGCUCCAACUAACUGAGAGACCCCAUUGGACACAAUAUCACCUCAUCUCUCAUAGUCCUAUAAAGUCUUGGUUCUUCUUUCCAAAGUUCAGGAGUUUAGCAUGAACCUGGCUGAGGAGCAGUCUAUGUCAAUUAGUAAAAUUUAUGAAAAAUAUCAACUGAUUUAGCUUGUUGUAAUGAUCAUAGAUCCUGUGUUUUAUGGAGUGUACACACUGAGGGGGCAUGGAUAGGCAGAUUGGGAUGUCCUGAGUACCUUCAGCCAACGGGGAAUGAGGGGAAAAUGCAGCAGGGAAAUGAGGAGAAAAGAAGGCUUCUUGCUCCAAAUAAUCGAGAGAGACCCCACUGGACACACGCCUGAUGGACUCUCUCCCUUUGUUCGAAUCAAGGGACUUUUACAGGACUCCUCUGCUUCCUUUAUGGACACGAACCUCUAGCGAUGUGAAUUUUAUGCUCUGAGGGUGGGGCGCGCUGGAGAUCCUCUACCUGGGGAGGGGGGAGAAUAAACCAGUAUAAACCAGUCCAGACUGGGGAAAAUUCAGAGUCACGAGGGGGCACUGGAAGGCAGGGGAGGGGCGGGAGUGAUGGGCGAGGGGAGGGCGGGGAGAAGCUCCCGCCGAACCCCCCUCAGGGACGGACAAUGGGGGGGCGGUGCCCGCCCAAACUGCGGGCGGGGAAAAGCGCCCUCAGCGAUUGGCUGGGCGGGGCGGGAGCAGUUCCCGCCUCAGCCAAACUCCCCUCAGCGAUUGGCUGGGCGGGGCGGGAGCAGUUCCCGCCUCAGCCAAACUCCCCUCAGCGAUUGGCUGGGCGGGUACUCAGAGUAACCCAAAAAAGCCUGAAAACCUCCUCAGCAUUUCAAUUAAACGGACAAAAAUGGAAUAAAUUUCAAUAAGUAUGAAAUAUUUAAGCCUAUAUUUUAAUUGCAUUUAAACAAUGGACGGUUGAAAAAGUGCAUUGUGUGUUAAAACGUGGCAAAACCAAGAAAAGUCAAAAAUAAAUCUCCAAAAUCCUUCUAAGAAUCCCUCGAAAAUAAGUAAAAUUGAGUAGAAGCAUAAUAAAGAUGAAUAACUACACACUAGUUAAAGUCGUAAGUAAGGUAUAAUUUAAAAAUUGAGAGGUGUAAAAUGGGGCUUGGGGUGUUAAAAACGCCUCAAGAAAGUACCAAAAUCCCCAAGCACCAAAUUCCCCUCGCACCUGGGCUGGCUGUCCCACAGCUCAAGUAGAAGAGUCCUCCAGCAGCUCAGGGGAGCAGCAGCCCUCCUGCUGAUGCACAGAAAUGGGUCAGUGCCCCAAAUGUGUGCUUGGGAAAUCUGAGCUGGGUUCCUAAAUGGUGUCAGAACUCUCUCUAAUAGAGCUCUGGUGGCUGAGGGAUGUACGUGGGAAGGGUUUGCCUGCCACAAACUGGACUUGUUGAUCAUCUGAGCUCUGUUCAGGGGCAGUCCGGGAGCCUGUUCCUUUCCCCUCCCCAAGGGCAGAGUGCUGGUGAGGGUGGAGCUGGAGGCUGUGUCUGCCCCGACAGCCGGUACCGUGGGGCUGCGGAUGCUGCUGCCAGCGUGGGCUUGUCUGAGCCGGGCCUUGUGCCUCUUCCAGGUGUCCCUGCUGCAGUCACAGCUGGCCCGGGACCGACAGCGCCGGCAGAACUACACUGAGAGCUGCUCAAGGACAAGGCAGGAGCUGUCAGACCUCAGCAGGAGCUCUCCUGCUCCUUUGCAGCUCUACUCAAGCUGCUCUUGUGGAACGGAGAUUGAAGCUGCAUUGAUCUCUGAACUGAUGUCACUUGGCAGGGACAUCCUUGGGCCAUCGGUCUCUGCAGAGACAGGCCCUGGAGAAGGCAGGUGCAGCUCUUCUCUUCCACGGAGGAUUUGUGUCCCGCCAGUUCCUGUCAACUGGGACACAGAAGUCCUCUGUAGGACACAGACAAGUGCUAUUGAAAAUGAGGGUAAAAAACACCUGCCAAAGUUUUUCCAAGCCGAUCCAUUUGGUGCUUGAAGGUCUAUUCCUAGUGAGGAAUCUUUGAUGUAAGCAACAAGACUUUUCUUCUGCCUGCAAGACCUAGUGAUAUACUGCCAAACAGAAAGCAGAGAAAGAAAUGCACUCAUGUCUGUCUCAGGAUUCUUAAUCUAUUUUAUGAGCCUUAAACACUGCAGCUCUUGGCAUUUCUCUGCAGGAAUUUCAAAAGCCCCUGAAACACCAUUUUUCCUCCUCAUGUGACUGUUCUAAACACAAGGCUUUAUUUUCCAUGAAUAUAUGUAAGCACCAAAAACGUUUUUAGGCUUUUUCUUACAUCUCCCCUGUGUCAAGGAAGACAGAAGAAUUCCUGUGACUCAGGAACUAAGCGCAUCCCUAAAGAGCUUGCAGGUCUUGAGAAUGCUGAGCCUUAAAACUGGUGCUGUCUAGACCAGACAGUUGGAACUCAUGCUCUGAGCCAGGGCCCUGCCUGGCACGGCUGUGGGGACACGGGGGAGGCAGGGCAGGUGCCAGGGCCAGCAGGAAGCUGGGAUGGGGAGAGCCUGGGAGGGCCAUUCCACCAGCCCCUGGAACGAUGGGCUUUGCACCAUGGCAACCGUCAACAGGCCAUGGAAUGUUGGAAUGCUGGGGUUUGGACCCUGGCAACAAUCGACAGCUCCUGGCUCAUUGGGGUUUGGACCCUGGAGCUGUCAACAGCUCGUGAACAUUGGGGCUCAGACCUUGCAAAGGCCAACGGCACCUUGCUUGUGUGCUAUUGACCUUGUGAAGGCCAAGAGCCUUUGGAGAUUGGGGUUAGACCCUGCAAAGGCCAAGGGCCUUUGGAGAUUGGGGUUAGACCCUGCAAAGGCCAAGAGCCUUUGGAGAUUGGGGUUAGACCCUGCAAAGGCCAAGAGCCUUUGGAAAUUUGGGUUAGACCCUGCAAAGGCCAAGGGCCUUCAAGCACUGGGGUUUAGACCCUGCAAAGGCCAACACCUUUGGAGUUUGGGGUUUAGACCCUGCAAAGGCCAAGAGCCUUUGGGCACUGGGGUUUAGACCCUGCAAAAGCCAACACCUUUGGAGCUUGGGGUUUAGACCCUGCAAAGGCCAAGGGCCUUUGAGCACUGGGGUUUAGACACUGCAAAAGCCAACACCUUUGGAGAUUUGGGUUCAGACCCUACAAAGGCCAACACCUUUGGAGAUUGGGGUUUAGACCCUGCAAAGGCCAAGGGCCUUUGGAGAUUGGGGUUUAGAUCCUGCAAAGGCCAAGAGCCUUUGGGCACUGGGGUUUAGACCCUGCAAAGGCCAAGGGCCUUUGGGCACUGGGGUUUAGACCCUUCAAAAAUCAACGACCUUUGGACACUGGGAUUUGGUCACCAAAGGGGCAGAUGGACACCCGGCGGGGAGCUCGAGGCCUUUCUCACCGGGGACGCUCCUCCAGAUCCCCUGAGGAUCCCUUGGAAUUGGUUCAGGAAGCCACAGAGAAUUGUGGGCGCUUGCAGCAAUAUUUUGAGCAAAUGGCAGAGAAAUACCAAAGACUCAGAAGCCGUCAGCAGCACAUAGACUGUCUGCUAGAAGAAAUCAGAAGUGACUGUGAAAACAUUGAGAAGUCCAAGGAAAAGGUGCAGCAAUUCAUUGGAAUCCCAGAGCCAGGAGCCUUGAGACUGUGCCAGAAGAACACCAAGCAGCAGAAGGAGGAAGCGUCAGCCCAGGCAGAAAAGGCAGAGCAGAAGGACAGGAUGGAGGCAAGUGAGCGUGAAAGGCACCAUGCAGAGAUGCAGGAGACACUGGAACAAUGGGAAAAAGAGAAGGCAGAGAGAGAGCAAGAGCACCAGAAGAUUCUGUCUGAGAUGAGGCAGAAAUUUGCCACCCUGCAGGCCCAAAAAGAAGAGGAACAAACAAGAUUUGAAAAUGCCAAGCGAGAGGUGCUGCUGGAAGAGCAGAAUGAGAGGAGUGCUUUAUCAGAGGCACUGCUCCAGACUCGGGGAGAGCUCAGCCAAGCCUGCCAGCAGAUCCAGCAGCUCAGGCAGGAGUUGAAAGAGCAGCAAGAGAAGGAGCAGACCAUCAAGGCAGAGCUGCAAGCUGAGCUGCAGGAAGCUCGGAGUGAAAUCCAGGCAGCGCAGAGGAGGCACAAGGAAGAGCUGCAAGGCGUCAGGGAGGAAAUGAAUCUCCUCCUUGAGCAGAGGGACGCUGUACAAAAGCAGGUGGGAGAGUUGACAUCUCAGCUGGCAGCCUCCCAAGAGUCCCAGGAAGCGAUCGUCCGGAGAGCACAGAAGGAUGUGAGUGAGGCCCAGGAGCAAUCAAGGCAGAAGCUGUUGGAGGUUGAACAUGUCCAGAGGAUGCUGGAGGAGGCAGAAAAUAAGAACAAGAGGCUGCAAAUGUACCUGCAGAACCUAGGGAGAGCAUGGAGUCAAUGGGAAGGAGUGGCUCAGCAAAAUUCAGAAUUGCAGGCUUCUGUGAAUGUCCUAGAGAGGGAAAAAGCCAGGCUGAUUCUGUCUCUGGAGGAAAAAAACCUGUACCUCAGGAUGCUGGAAGAAAAGAACCUGGAACUGAACAAUCAGGUGUCUCAGUUUCAUUCUGCUCUUCAGAAGAAUGAGCGACUCCGUUCCAAGCAUAGAAGAGAACUGCAGGAGCUCAACAGCCAGACCUGGGCUCUGCUGGUGGCAGUGAUGGAGAAGGCAGCUCGCCAGGAGACUCAACAGAAGCAGCUGGAAACUGAGGUGUCUGAGCUGCGUGUGAGGCUCCAAAGCUCUGAGGAAAGAGCAGAGGCCAUGGCCACACAGUGUAAGGCCGUGGAGCUGGAGCUGAGGAAGAUGCAGGGUCAGAGAGACCAACUAAAUGCCUGCAAACAGGAGCUGCAGAAGAAGUUGGAGGAAAGUGAGCAAGCAAUGUGGAGGGCAGAACACCAGAAGACCACUCUAGAAACUGCCCUGAAGGAGGAGACCAUUGCCCUGCAGGAAGAGGCUGUGACUCUUCGUCAGGAGGUGGCAUCUCUGCAGAGGAAAUUGGAGAGCCUGGAGAAGGAAAGGAAGGAUGUGCUGCAUGAACGGGAAUUGUACCAGCAGCAGAUGAGAUAUCUGGAAAAGAAGAAUGAAAUGCAUGCAGCUGAGAUGAGAAAUCAUGGGGAAAACAGUCAACAAUUGGAAGUGGAGAGGGAAGGCAUGCAGGAAGAGUUAGAGCAUGGGUCUGCUGCUUUGAAGAAAUGGAUAGACAGUGCUCAAGUCCUGAGGGCUGCACUGAACAAGAGUGAGAUGUCCAAAGGGACUCUGAAGAAACAUUUGGACAUCCUGAAGGGAAAGACUUGUAUCCAGCCGGCUUUUGAAGCACAAGUGAAGCAGCUGUUCUGUAUGUCAGACGCCAGCCUGGAAUCUGAGCAACCGGCUGCAUCACCAGAAAAGGAGAAGACAGAGUGGCCUGAAUGGAGCACUGAGCCCAGGAGAACUGGCGAGCAGCCAGCUGCUGGAGCAGAAGGGGAGCAGCUGUCAGAGCACCCCAGGAAGGCCAUGGAGCGUGUGCGGGAUGUGGUUGCAACAUCAGAAGACAAGGCAGAGAAGCAUGAAGCAACCACUGACCCCAGGAGGACUUAUGAGGGACCUGAAGGGAGAAGAAUCAGAAUUUUUAGGAGAGUGUUCUCCCCAGACUACUUUACACUGCCUGUCCACGAGUCUGCCCAGCAAAAUAUGUCAACUUCUGGAAGAAAAGAGUCCUCCAAUAGCUCAGGGGAGCAGCAGCAGCAGUGGAGAAAUGGGUGUCCCUGCUGCAGUCACAGCUGGCCCGGGACCGACAGGACAACCUGGAGAUCUGUGCAGGGAGCAGGCUGGAGACACUCCCACUGCGUCACAGGGUGCAGAAAGGACCACCUUGCUUCCUAAACUUCUCAGAGAGGAGCCAGGGAGCAGCUGGAUGCAGUCUUAGACUUAAUCAAUAGUUGAUGUUUAUAGGAUAGUAUAGGUGUAAUUGAACCUUUAUACAGCUGUGUUCCAUAGGAUGUGGGAUAUAUUUAUAGACUAAUAAAGUGUUUAUUAUGAUCACAAUUAAAUUC
Messenger RNA from Oenanthe melanoleuca, 8717 nucleotides. RefSeq names its product centrosome-associated protein CEP250-like. The record is from RefSeq and is a predicted model, not a curated record. The coding region runs from base 6064 to 8547 and encodes 827 amino acids. Lineage: Eukaryota; Metazoa; Chordata; Aves; Passeriformes; Muscicapidae. The transcript has 17 exons.